AUCGUAAUAUGUGUCAAGUAUAAUUCACAUCGCAUUUGCAAAUCAAGCUUAUUUUUCUUUACAGUAUAAUUUGUUUUUCAAAGAAAUCAGAUGUUAAGUAACUACAAAAAAACAAUGUUUUAGUAGACAACGGAUCUAUUGUAUUAUUUUCGGUUUUUAGUAUUUACAUUCCUUCAACAGUUUUAAAUAAAUUUAAAAUAAUUUUAAAAAAGUUUUUUUUUUUUUGAAAUAUUAAAAAAUUAAUAUUAUUACAUAAUUGAGUCGGGAAAGAAAGUUAACAUCAACGAAUUGCUGCAAAAAUUUAUGUUUUAUUUUAAUUCUUUGAGAAGCUAUUAAAUUUAGAAUUAAAAAAAAACGAAAAUGGAAAACAACACAACAGAAAAUAACACUUUAAACGGAAAACUUCAUUUACAAUCAAAUGGAAAUGUAAUACUAAAAAACGAAGGAGCAAUACCUACAUCCAAUGAAUCUUCAUCUACUAAUAAUAGCACAAUCGAACAAAAUCAUCCUGAUUCAGACAUGAAAACAUGGGAAGAAGUAUCUAUAUCUGUACCAUGGGGUUUAGUAUGCGGUAAAUGGUGGGGUCCUCGUAACAAACAGCCAAUAAUUGCUAUACAUGGUUGGCAAGAUAAUGCUGGUACAUUUGAUCGCCUGAUACCAUUAUUAACACCAAAACAUCCAGUUCUAUGUAUAGAUUUACCCGGUCACGGUAAAUCAUCAAAAUACCCACAGGGAAUGCAUUAUUAUUUAUUUUGGGAUGGUAUAUCAUUAAUUCGGCGUAUUGUUAGAAAACAUCAAUGGAAAAAUGUUAUAUUACUUGGUCAUUCAUUAGGUGGUGCUUUAGCAUUUAUGUAUGCAGCAUGUUUUCCAAAUGAAGUUGAUAAAUAUAUAAGUAUUGAUAUACCCGGUCCAUCUGUACGUUGCUUAAAAAAACAAGCAGCUAUUACUGGUCAUUCUAUUGAUAAAUUUUUGGAUUAUGAAGAAUUACCUGAAUCAAAGAUACCAUCUUAUACUUAUAAUGAAGUUAUAGAAUUAGUUUUACAUGCAUACGAUGGAUCAGUUGACAAGCAAGGUGUUGAAAUUUUAAUGAAACGUGGUAUGAAUCCUGUACCACAACAUUUAGACAGAGAAGGUUAUGCAUUCGCUAGAGAUCUCAGACUUAAAGUCAGUGGUUUAGGUAUGUUUUCAAAGGAGCAAGUAUUAAGCUAUGCUGAACGUAUUAAAUGUAAAGUACUAAAUAUUAGAGCAGAACCUGGUAUGAAAUUUGAUGUAUAUGAUGAAAUAAUUGAUCAUAUUAAAACUAGUGCUGAAGUUGUUAUAAUGCAUAAAGUACCCGGAACACAUCAUAUACAUUUAGUUAAUCCAGAACGGAUAUAUAAAUUUAUUAAUGAGUUUUUGGAAAUGUAAUUAAUACAAGUUUACAACAAUUCUAUAUAAAUAUAAUUUUAAAAACAACAAAAAAAAAUCGCUAAAAAUUCUGAUUCUAAAACAAAAAAACAAACAAUGUGUUAAAUAUUUAACUCAAAUUAGAAGUAAUAACAUAUAGCUGGAUACUAUGAUUUUUUUAGCACAUCGAUUUAUGUUUUUAGUUUUAAAAUUUAUUUAAUUAAAAAAAAUACAUAUUAAUAGCACUACGUACUUCUAUUUAAUACACAAAUGAUUUAUGUUCUUAUGUUAAGAUGGUAUUUAUUUCAAGAGAGAAAUCACAAAUAUGAAAAAUAAUAACGAGGCUGUUACGGGAACUAUUUUUUACUUUUUAUGUUGGAAUGUUUUAUUUUUGAUAUAUAAGAAUAUAUUAUGAUGAUGAAUACACUUUGAGAUUCAAAAUGGUAAA
Molecule: messenger RNA, 1834 nt
Organism: Condylostylus longicornis
Lineage: Eukaryota; Metazoa; Arthropoda; Insecta; Diptera; Dolichopodidae
Gene: kraken
Product: probable serine hydrolase
Exons: 2
Coding region: 361-1407 (348 amino acids)
Source: RefSeq, a predicted model, not a curated record